AUGUCUCAACCAUCUACAUUCCACCCACAACUCACCGACACUGUAUUGAUGGUGCGCCCAGUUGAUUUUGCAUUCAACGAACAAACAGCUGUCGAUAAUGAAUUCCAAAAUAGAAUUGAUGACAAGACACCAAACCAAAUUAGAGAUGCUGCUAUUGAAGAAUUUGAUAAGAGUGUUUCUGCUCUUCGGGAAGCUGGUGUUCAAGUUUUAGUUUUGGAGGGAUCCAAGAAGGAGAAUGUUACUAAAUGUCCAGAUGCUGUUUUCCCAAAUAAUUGGUUCUCAUCAUCGGCCGAUGGUACCGUUUUUACUUAUCCAAUGUUUACUCCAAACCGUCGUGCUGAAGUUGAAAGAUUGGAUGACGUUUUAGCCUUGUUAGAUGAAGCUAAAUUAAAGGUGAAACGUAUUGUCAAGAUGCACGAAGAACCAUCAUCAAAGGCUUUGGAAGGAACUGGUUGUAUGGUAUUUGAUCAUUUGAAUGGUGUUGUUUAUGCAAACAUUUCGGAAAGAUGUAAUGCUGAACAAUUGGAUGCUUUUGUUAAAAGCACUGAAGGAUCAAAGACUAGAGCUGUUACUUUUAAAACAAAGAGUUCAAAUGGAAAGGGAUUCUAUCAUACCAAUGUCAUGUUGAGUAUUGGUGAAGAAUUUGCCAUUGUUUGUUCUGCUGUCAUUGUUGAAGAAGAUAGAGAAAGAGUCAUGUCUGAAUUGAGAAAGGCUAGAAAGCUCGUUAUUGACUUGACUGUUGAACAAACUGAAAAGAUGAUGUGUGCCAAUGUUAUUCAACUUGCUACCAAGACUGGUGGAAAGGUUAUUGUCAUGUCUGAUUCUGCUUAUAAUGGUUUCACACAAGAACAAAGAACAAUUUUGGAAGCUGAACAUGGUAAGGCUGUUGUUUUCCCAAUCAGUAAGAUUAUUGAAACCAUUGGUGGAGGUAGUGCCAGAUGUAUGAUUGCUGAAGUUUUUAAUCCAAGUUUGACACAAGUCCAAUAA
Molecule: messenger RNA, 987 nt
Organism: Naegleria gruberi
Lineage: Eukaryota; Heterolobosea; Eutetramitea; Acrasida; Naegleriidae
Exons: 1
Coding region: 1-987 (328 amino acids)
Source: RefSeq, a predicted model, not a curated record